AUGGACGCCCUGAGGACAAUGUGGAGCUGGAGCAGCGACAUGGCUUUCUCGCUGCUUCCCCGGGACCAAGAUCCGCCAGGUCACGUGGAGUUUGUCUCAUAUUUGACUCUGAACGUCACAGUUCUGCGAGCGAAGACCCACACGAGCCAGGACUACUGGUCUCAGUCGGACCUCUAUGUGUCUCUGACGUUGCCGACGGCGACCUCCACAUCACGAAGAACUCGAACCAUCAACCACAACAACCAGCCAGAGUGGAACGAGGGCUUCAACUUCAGAUUCCCGACCCAGACCAAGAACAUCUUGGAGAUCCGAGUCCUGGAUGAGGACCUGUUGUCCAGAGAUGACCUGGUGUCCAUGGUGCUAAGAACCUUCAGCCUGAGCCCUGAGACGGAGGACGUGGUGGAGCUGGAGUUUGAGCUGAGCCAAAGCAGUGAGGAGGCCACGCGGGAGUACAUGUCCAACGGGAUCCUCAUGGCUGCUCCUCUGUCAGUCCUGAGUGUUGAAGUGAAGAAGAUGCAGCCUGCACACUACCUAAGUUCGUGUCCAAUGUUGAACCUCAGUGGAGCGUAUGAAGGAACACAGGUCCUGAACGCUCUGACGGAGAGACUGCACUUCCACAUGAACCCAGAGCUGGAGGCCGAACUGGGGCUGGCGGAGACUAAAGAGGUGGAAGCAGCAGCGGACACCGACAAACAGGAAGUGCUGCAUUCGUCAGUUCCUCUGAAGCCCGUCCCCCACCGCCGCUCAGGAAGCAUCUCGCUCACUCUGGAUCAGAACUCAGUGGAUCUGCGUCUGGAGUCUUUUGAGAGGUCUAAGCAGGACCUGGAAGUGCGUCUGUCUCUGGACCUCUGUUCUCAGGAGAAGGACUUCCUGCUGAAGAGGAGGGCGACUGUGGCUCGACAGCUCCAGUCUGUGCUGGGUCUGAAGACUAAGCCCUCACUGAACCAGGUCCCCACGGUGGCGGUGGUGGCCUCUGGGGGCGGGGCCAGAGCCUGCGUUGGGACCCUGGGCUCUCUGAAGGGUCUGAAAGAGAUUGGAGUCCUGGACCUGGUCUCCUACAUCACCGGGGUCUCAGGGUCCACAUGGGCUCUGUCGUCUCUGUGUCAGGACGAGGACUGGUCCCACAGGUUGGAAACCCUCAUAUCCAAAACCAGAGUGCAGAUGACCAAGAGCACCAUGGGCGCCUUCAGCCUGGACCAGAUGAGCUACUACUGGGACCGGAUGGAGCAGAAGGAGAAACAGGGCCACCUGGUGUCAUACAUCGAUAUGGCAGGACUCAUCCUGGAACACCUGGUCUUCGGAGAGACUAACUCCUCUCAGUUGCUCCUCCUCUCUCCUCCUCAGACUAACUCCUCCUCUCCUCUCCUCAGACUAACUCCUCCUCCUCCUCAGACUAACUCCUCUCAGUUGCUCCUCCUCUCUCCUCCUCAGACUAACUCCUCCUCUCCUCAGACUAACUCCUCUCAGUUGCUCCUCCUCUCUCCUCCUCAGACUAACUCCUCCUCUCCUCAGACUAACUCCUCAGCUCUCCUCAGACACUCCCUCUCAACUAACUCUCCUCUCCUCAGACCUCGCUCCUCCUCUCUCCUCCUCAGACUAACUCCUCCUCUCCUCAGACUAACUCCUCUCAGUUGCUCCUCCUCUCUCCUCCUCAGACUUACUCCUCCUCUCCUCAGACUAACUCCUCUCAGUUGCUCCUCCUCUCUCCUCCUCAGACUAACUCCUCCUCUCCUCAGACUAACUCCUCCUCCUCCUCCUCAGACUAACUCCUCUCAGUUGCUCCUCCUCUCUCCUCCUCAGACUUACUCCUCCUCUCUCCUCAGACUAACUCCUCCUCCUCCUCCUCAGACUAACUCCUCCUCUCCUCAGACUAACUCCUCCUCCUCCUCCUCAGACUAA
Messenger RNA from Knipowitschia caucasica, 1899 nucleotides. The record is from the annotation of a GenBank genome assembly. Lineage: Eukaryota; Metazoa; Chordata; Actinopteri; Gobiiformes; Gobiidae.